Molecule: messenger RNA, 1803 nt
Organism: Peniophora sp. CBMAI 1063
Lineage: Eukaryota; Fungi; Basidiomycota; Agaricomycetes; Russulales; Peniophoraceae
Source: the annotation of a GenBank genome assembly
AUGCUCACUCCCAACUCCCUCACAUCGUCGCUCGUCGCGGUCGGCGCCUUAGUUGCGAGCACGGCAGCGUCGCCUUAUCAGCUAAAGGAGCGAGUCUCAGAGCCUCGUAACUGGAUCAAACAGAACCCGGCGCCAGCUAACCAUAUCGUCAACCUCAAGUUUGGGCUACUUCAAGCGGGCUUCGACGAGCUCGAGCGCCAUCUCUACGAAGUUAGCGACCCCGCACACGUUCGCUAUGGCCAGCACUUGUCGAAGACUCAAGUAGAGGCACUCGUAGCACCUCACCCCGACAGUAUCGCGGCCGUGACUGGGUGGCUGAAGGAGCAUGACAUUGCAGAGAAGGAAAUGCAACUCUCUGCGGCACAGGACUGGGUUACCGUGCGCGUUCCGGUCGCUAUCGCCGAGGCCAUGCUCGACACGAAAUUCCACGUUUGGGAACAUGCCAGCGGUGACACGACGCUCAUUCGCACGACAAGCUAUUCGCUUCCGGAGCACGUUCACUCACACAUCGACGUCGUCCAUCCGACGACGUACUUCAACCGUGCUCGCGCGCUGAGAACGACUUUCCACUUCUCCGAACCGCCGGCGGCAGAUGCAAGUUCAACUGAGCUCGGCAAUAUUUCCAUACCUGGCUCAGACGUCACCAUCGACGCGAGCUGCAAUACCACGAUCACGGUCGACUGCAUCAAGGAACUGUACAACGCGGUGAACUACACAGUUGUAGCUGCCGACGUCAAUCAGCUUGGCAUAACUGGAUACCUCGAUCAGUUCGCUAACUUCCAAGAUCUCCAAUCGUUCUAUGCCCGGCAGGUUCCAGAGGCUGUGGGCACGUCGUUCAACGUGACACUCAUCGACGGCGGCGAGAAUAAUCAAACACUAUCCGAGGCCGGCGCCGAAGCCAAUCUCGACGUCCAGUACGGGUUCGGUAUCACAUUCCCCACUCCUGGUGUUUUCUGGAGCACUGGCGGUAGUCCUCCCUUCACUCCGGAUCAGCAGACGCCUACCGACACUAAUGAGCCGUAUGAGACUUGGCUUGUGUUCGUACUAGCUCAAGACUUCGUCCCACAAACCAUCUCGACGAGCUACGCCGAUGACGAGCAGACAGUCCCAAUUGCGUUUGCGCAGCGCGUGUGCGCCGACUUCGCACAACUGGGUGCGCGUGGCGUAUCGCUCCUGUUUGGUUCUGGAGACGGCGGAGUCGGCGACGGCGACUCUAACCCUGCUACAACUGACUGCUUUACCAAUGAUGGCACGAACACGAGGACGUUUUUGCCACUUUUCCCGGCCUCGUGUCCCUUCAUCACGUCUGUGGGCGGCACAAUCAAUGUCCCCGAAGUCGCGGUAGACUUUUCUGGCGGCGGGUUCAGUAACUACUUUGCUCGCCCUUCGUACCAAGAUACCGUCGUGCCGGCGUAUCUCGAUUCUCUCACGCCUGGCACCUUCGCUGGACUAUUCAACUCCAGUGGUAGAGGGAUACCUGACGUCGCCGCCCAGGCUGACAAGUUUCGAAUAUUCCUUUCGGGACGUGCAGUCUCGAUUGGGGGCACGUCUGCAGCAACGCCGACCUUUGCGGGCAUCGUGUCUCUGCUAAACGACGCUCGUCUUGCGAAAGGCCUGGCGCCACUCGGUUUUCUGAACCCGCUCAUUUACUCGGCGAAUGUUAGCGCGACUUUCAACGAUAUAACCGUUGGAAGCAAUCCCGGAUGCGGAACGGACGGCUUCAAUGCCACGAUCGGCUGGGAUCCUAUUACUGGCUUCGGCACGCCGAACUUCGGGCUCCUCAAGGACAUAGUUGCGCCUUGA